GGCCUACGGCUGCGGGAUGAGUUGAACCGAUGGAAGAAUUUAAGGUUACAGCAACGCGAAUUUUACAGGUACCGACUGCAUACCAGGACGACUGAACCCAUGACUUUGUUCCUCUCGCAACGCCUAUUUCAGCAGUAUUUGGUAGAUGCUUGGGCUGUUUGUGAUCAGAAUAAGUUGAAUUGGCUUCGACUGAAUCAGGCAAAUAUUCGGGCUGAUCUGUAUAAUGGGUUGGCGGAUAAUAUUCGGCAAGAGGACUUCAACCCGGAGCAAACCGGGAAGCGUAUCAUUCUACCACGAAGCUAUACAGGAGGCGACCGAUACAUGCUGCAGUUGUUCCAGGAUUCCAUGGCUAUAGUCCGUCAUUUUGGGUGUCCCUCACUAUUUGCUACCUUUACCGCGAAUCCAAAGUGGGAAGAGAUUACUGCGGAGUUACUACCGGGGCAAACUGCUAUUGAUAGGCCAGAUUUAGUUGCAAGGGUGUUCCAUCUCAAGCAACAACAACUCCUCCAGGAAAUAAAGCGCAAACAUAUCUUUGGGCGCUAUCUUGGGUCUAUUCUUGCCGACUCCAACAGAACGCUUAACGACUUUGGAUUGCCCCUCUAUACAGUGGAUUGGAACCGAACAGGUGGGAACGAGAUGAUUGCAUCAGAGCUACGAUAUGAUGUGGUUGUGGAAGCGACAAGUCUACAGUUGAGGAUCUCACAACUCAAUUCAGAUCAGUUGGAAUGCUUUAAUACUAUUACAAACAGUAUUGAAGAAGCUGCGUCAGCCCUAUUCUUCAUUCAAGGACCCACAGGUACUGGAAAAACGUUCCUAUACAACGUCAUCUGUAACCAUUUCCGCUCCCAGGGUAAGAUUGUGCUUUGUGUUGCCUCUUCUGGCAUUGCGGCACAGUUGCUCCCUGGAGGCAGAACAUCUCAUUCCAGAUUCAAAAUUCCGAUUGCUAUCCAUGAGGGCUCAACAUGUAACAUCAAACGGGGCAGCCUGUUGGCCGGUUUAAUUCAAAAGACCGCGCUAAUCACCUGGGAUGAGGUACCUAUGCAGAAUAAGUAUUGCUUUGAAGCGGUUAGCCGGACCCUGAAUGAUAUAUGUAGUGUGGGUGAUGAUUGCCUGUUUGGAAAUAUUCCGGUCGUACUCGGAGGGGAUUUUGCACAGAUUUUACCAGUUGUGCAACGCAGUAAUAGGGCUCAGAUAGUGCAGGCAUGCCUACAACGGUCUUCUUUAUGGCAGCACUUCAAGAUAUUAAGACUCAAGAUCAACAUGAGGGUCCGCAAUGGCGUUGAGAAUGAGGCGUUUGCAGCUUAG
Messenger RNA from Morchella sextelata, 1305 nucleotides. RefSeq lists its product as uncharacterized. The record is from RefSeq and is a predicted model, not a curated record. Gene Ontology annotation, molecular function: DNA helicase activity. Gene Ontology annotation, biological process: telomere maintenance; DNA repair. The transcript has 3 exons. The annotation marks the transcript as partial. Lineage: Eukaryota; Fungi; Ascomycota; Pezizomycetes; Pezizales; Morchellaceae.